Opisthocomus hoazin is the source of this 1275-nucleotide messenger RNA. The record is from RefSeq and is a predicted model, not a curated record. Lineage: Eukaryota; Metazoa; Chordata; Aves; Opisthocomiformes; Opisthocomidae.
UCUCCCAACAAGGAUAUGGCUUCAAAUGAAAGAGAGAUUGUGGUUUGGGUUUGCCAGGAAGAGAAGAUUGUAUGUGGCCUGACAAAGCGCACAACUUGCGCAGAAGUGAUUCAAGCACUGCUUGAGGAACAUCAGGCAACAUGUGGAGAGAAAAAGGUCCUUUUUGGAAAAGCUAGUGAUUACUGCAUUGUAGAAAAAUGGAGAGGCUCGGAAAGAGUACUUCCUCCUUUGACAAAGAUUCUGAGACUUUGGAAGGCCUGGGGAGAAGAGCAGUCUAAUUUGCACUUUAUGUUGGUAAAGUCAGAUGCUUUCCUCUCAUUUCCAUUGUGGAAGACAGCUGAAGCUAAGGUAGUACAAAAUGUAGAAAAACAGUGGGAGCUCAGUCCUGCAAAUUACAUGAAGAUGUUGCCGAUAGACAAACAAAAGAAAAUUGUCAGGAAGACUUUCAGGAAACUGGCCAAGCUUAAACAGGACAGUGUUCCGCAGGAGAGAGAUAAUAUGGAGACACUGAUUCAUCUGAUCAUUUCUCAAGAUCAUACCAUUCAUCAACAAGUCCUGAGAAUGAAGGAACUAGAUAUGGAAAUUGAAAAAUGUGAAGCAAAGUUCCAUCUAGAUCGUGUUGCCAAUGAUGGAGAAAAUUAUGUGCAGGACUCCUAUUUAAUGAUCAGUCCAAGGGAGGCUGAGCAACAAGGGAGUAGGCCAGAUGAUCAAAAAGAGGUGCAUGACUAUUUGAGCAAAAGUGACGGAAUUUUACAGGUUGAAGAGAGACUGAAACAUCACAAACAAUUAAUAGAGAAGCUAUGUGCUGAAAUUGAAAGAGAGGUACAUGGCAUAUGCACAGAAAAAAAUGUAGAUGAUAUUCACACAGAAGGAGCUGCUAAUGCUGAACUGGAAAACUCAAAUUUGGAAAGUGUAAAAUGUGAGCUGGAGAAAAGUAUGAAAGAUGGUCUGAGAAUCAACUCAUAUCUGAGCUGCAUUCAGAAAGAACUUACAUACAGGGACUCACUGCUUCAAAAGAAGGAAAAAGAAUAUGAACUUCUUACAGAAGAAUUUAAUUUACUACAUAUUAAAGACAACAUUGAAACUAGGCCUCCAUCAAAUGAAGAGCCAUCCAAGGGUAGUGGCAUGUCCACUAACACCACUGCUGUUCCUGACUUUGUUCAUAGAGUGACUAAUCUGGACAUAAACGAUACCGACUCUGACACUGGAAUCAGCUCUACACACAGUCAGGACUCUGAAAUAACUUCAGGGGACACAGUACUGUUGUCAACAUAG